Messenger RNA from Trichoderma virens Gv29-8, 1128 nucleotides. RefSeq lists its product as uncharacterized. Bases 1 to 1128 code for a protein of 375 amino acids. The record is from RefSeq and is a predicted model, not a curated record. NCBI's taxonomy places the organism in Eukaryota, Fungi, Ascomycota, Sordariomycetes, Hypocreales, Hypocreaceae. The transcript has 2 exons.
AUGCCCAAAGAUCAAUCGCUCAAACCUGAGCACAGCGCUCAAACUGCAUCAACAGAUGAACCGAUAUCCCAAAAUUCGGCGGCUCCAUACUUGGCAGACAUUCUUCCAUCCGCGGCCAUCACUCCUGAUCCGGCUCCCGCUAGCAGCCAGACAUCCACUCCGUCGGAGGCGGUCAAAGUAUCUCUCUGGGAUCGCGCAUACGACAGCCUCAGGGAGAAAGAAGGACAGCAGGUGGAAGAAUAUGAAGAGUUACUCUCUAGGGAGCUACAAGCAACUACGGGCUCGAAGAAUGGUGAGCAUUUCUAUAAUAAGAUCGAGGGUACUAACCACAAGAUCCGUCUAGCGCAGCUGGAGACAAUCACAAGCAGCGGACUCCGAAAAUUGGAUGAGAAGAAGGCUAGAUACCUGAUAUUCGGCCACGAGUUUAUUCCGCGUGACCAAUUGGCAAAGGCUACCCAGUUCAUACAGAACAUCAAAGCAGUCAUCGACGAGGCCGUUAGGGUAUCGCCCGAAGCCUCCCUAGCAUGGGCUGGCGUCUCAGUCAUCCUCCCCAUUUUCAUGAACCCCAGCGUCGCGGAAGAAGUGAGUCGUGACGGCUGCCUAUACGUCACCUCUCGCAUACUUUUCUACGUCAAAUUGGAGUCUCUAUUAUUUUCGAGUAAUAGUAUACAGGAUUCCGGCCUAAAUGUCGAACUUGAGGGCAGUCUUAUAGAACUCUAUCGACAGAUCAUUGACUUCCAGAUCAGAACUGUGCGGCGCGUCUAUUUAACACGACUUGCAAGAUAUAGAGAGGACACUCUCCGGCAUGAAGACUGGAAGGGCAUGAUGGCUAGGAUCCAAAAGUCGGAAGAGACGUUUCGCGGCGACUUUAAGCUGGUCAACGAUGCGGCCAAGGGCAGAGAGCUGGAGAAGCUCAGUAGUAAUGCAGAAAAAUUCUUUGCAGAUAUCAAUUCUGUGUUGGUCCCUUCGCUGAAGGAUAGCCGCAGAGCAUCUACUUUCGCCUUUCAGAAUGACGGCCCAGGCAGCCAGUUCAAUGUGACGGGAGGGAGGCAGAAUAAUAUGGUAGGCAGUGGCAUACAAUUCUAUGGGGGGAAGUUUGAUGCGCCAGUAAGUUUUAAUGCUGGUUGA